AUGCCGCGCAGUCCGAGUCCUAGAGAUCGUCAUCGUAGCCGUUCCCGAUCGAGAAAGGAAAGACGCUCCCUGUCACCAAGAGAUCAGAAAAGAGCACGAAGAGGUCGAUCGUCCUCAACCAGCGAUCAAGAUAGGCAUCGUCAUAGAAAAAGAAGAGAACGUUCCUCGUCGAGAGAUCUUGAUAGCGACAGAGAUAGCGGAAGGAGAAAGAGCAGAAAAGAAAAGAGAGAGAAAAAGGAGAAAAAGGAGAAAAAAGAAGAGAAGCGGAAGGAAAAGAAGCAACGAGAAUUAUUAGAGAAGCAGUCCUUGGUCGAAUUUUCUGCAUAUUCGAAUGCUGAUAAUCCAUUCGGUGACGAUAAUCUCGGUCAACGGUUUGAAUGGGUAAAAAAAAAAGAGAGAGAUAAGAAGCUGGGUAUCUCUCCAGAAGAGGCAUUGCGUCGCGAGCGAGAAAGACAUGAAGAAACGAGAUUAGAAUUGGAAAAGCUCAACAAAAGACGAGCAGAAAGGGAAAUCGAACAACAAUUAAGAGAGGAAGAACUCGCACGACUGCAACGCGAAUUUGAGAUAGCUGCUAUGGGCGAUUGGGCAGCGAAGGAAGACGACUUUCAUCUCCAGCAAGCAAAAAAGCGCGCUGAAAUUCGUAUUCAAGAGAACAGAGCAAAACCAGUCGAUAUAUUGGCAAUAAAUCUACGUCUAGCUGACGAAUCGGAAAGUGUCGACGAAUCAUUGGAAAUUGACGUGGAUGAGCCAUACACUAUAUUUGAAAAUCUUACUAUACAGGAAGUAGAAGAAUUACACCAAGAUAUUCAGAAAUACUUGAGUCUGGAGAAGAAUGCCGCAAAUCUCGAUUUCUGGCGGGCCAUGAUUGUUGUGUGUGAUGACAAGUUAUCCGAACUUCGGUCCGAGGCUGAAAGUAUUGCAACGGGUCAUGUCGUUGCUCCAGUCAAGGAAGAGAUCAACACUAUGCUUGCUAACAAGACGUAUGAACAGCUUAACAUCCUCCAGGGUCAGAUUCAAAGUAAGCUGGCAAGCAACGAACCUUUAGAGGUCGAAUAUUGGGAACAAUUAUUAAAAGCGCUAACAGUUUGGAAAGCAAAAGCCAAGCUAAAAUCGAUGCAUGAAAUCGUCUUAAAGAAGCGAUUGGAACAAUUACGCAGAAAACAACGAGAGGAAGCUAGUAAAGUACAGGAAGAGUUGGAGACAGCACUUGCUUCGCAUGGAGGACAUGUGUAUGGGGAAGGUUUAGGAGAAGAUGUGUCUUUAGAGGAAGAGGAGUCAGAAGAAGCGGAUCUGUUAAUCGAACCGUACGAUCCAUCUAUGAGUCCUAUGCUUGUUCCCAGGCUAACGAAGGAAGACAAGCAAUUGGACAUAUUGACAGAAUGGGAAGACUAUCAACAACUGUUAGAGAAACGUAAAGAGGUGCUACGAAAUCAAUUCAUUCCGAUGAAAAUUCAACCAAAGAAAGCAAUACCCGAGGAAGAAGAUGAGUCUAUGGUGUCAAGAGUAUUAUACGAAAGAGAAGCCGCAAAAGAUUUGGAUGAGGACGAAGCAAUAUUUAAUAUUGAGGAAGAGCUGGCCAAGACAACCUAUCUGUGGCAAGAUAAGUAUCGCCCCAGAAAGCCUCGGUAUUUUAAUCGUGUUCAUACCGGAUAUGAAUGGAACAAAUACAAUCAAACUCACUACGAUAGUGACAAUCCUCCGCCAAAAGUCGUGCAGGGAUAUAAAUUCAAUAUAUUUUAUCCAGAUCUUAUUGAUAAAUCCAAAGCACCAACAUACAGAAUCGAGCGAGAGCCUGGAAAUAACGAUACAGUUCUUAUUCGAUUUAUUGCUGGUCCACCUUAUGAGUACUGUAUAAUGAAGCCUACAGUACGCUUCAAUACUCCAUAUGCGGAAGAUGACGAUGACGACGACUCUCGUGUACAGCGACAAGACAUUCCCACUCACCCCGACGGUUUAGAGUACGAGGAAUCCUAUGAAGAACACAGUAUAAAGAACCACGCCUACAAUACUAGUGAAACGUACGACGAGAAAUACGAUAUAGAACGUAGUAGAAACAUAGAUAAUGCACGACAGCCGCAUCAUAAUCAACGGUCACAGCGUUAUGAUCAACGACUCCGAACAAAUGAUGGACAGAACAAGAACAUUGGAGCAAAGAGAGAUUCGCACAAUGCCCAUAACGGACGAGAUCCAUACAGGGGACAAUAUAAUCCAUAUCACUUCCGCCGCAUGAGCAGACAAGAUUCUAUAGAUGACUCUGACUUGCAUGAAUACAGGAUAGAAAAUCUCGAUUGGGAUGACGAUCCUGUGUCAGAUGCGUCAGAUGAUAACAGACAUCAUAAUUACGACAAAACACAUGACCACUAUGACGACGAUUGCGAGUUAUUCAAUCGCCGAGCAUCCAUGAUAUUUCACGAAAGUCAGAAAGAGAGAUUGGAAUGGCAGAAUAUGCUGGCAGCUGUGUUGAAAGGUGAAAUAAUAAAAUCCGAAAAACGUCGAUUAUCGAGAGGAAAGCAGAGGGAACAGGUGAAUAACAUGAAUCAGAUAUGGUGGGGUUUACGAUCUAUGACACACGGUCAUUCAGUUACUGAAGAGAGGGCCUUUAUAGAAGAACAACGUCAACAAGUAGAUGGUGUAUUACAAGAAGUCAUUAAUUUUGCUCUCAAACCGGGUGAUGUUCCUGCCAUAGAUCAAGUGGCAGAGCUAUUGCAAAGGGUAGAUAAAUGUGAGAGUUUAUAUCCAUCGCGUAAGAUGAUGAUGGAGAGCAAGCCAUUAUACAAAUCAUCCGAAUUAGAAUAUACCCUGGAUGCACUAAACUCAUGGUUGACAGUGACACGCAGUCUGCAGACUCAGUUAAAAAUUCUACAAAACUGGACGGUUAGCGAGACCCUGGAAAUUGCUCGUCCUAACGAUGCUCCUCCAGAUGCGGAGAAUCCAUCGUUCAUAGAAAGAAUAUUAAAAGAGAAUGGUCUUAAAAGAACAUUCGAGAAGAGGACUCUGUCUACUCUUAAUUCUCUGUUAGGGAAGGCUAAAAGAGUCAUGAUAGACAAUGCUGACGCGUUUGCCAAGAUGAAACUGCCUCCAUAUAUCAAUGAAUUACAAAAACUGCUCAAUUUUCCCACGAAAUUGAUGGAAGAAUGCAUGAAGUUACUUUUGGAAUACGCUAAUCGUUUGACUUCUCCUACUAUAGUCAUGAUUCAACAGACAAUGGAUGAUUUUCGUAUUGCCUUGGAACUAGCCUGUCAAAUCAAACAUCAAUAUCUUGAAUUAAUGACACCUGCUCCCGGGUGGGAAAUUCCUCCCUGUAUAGACAAGAACUAUAACAAGGUGUUGUUGGAUUCAUUAAAGUUCUACUUUAAACUAUUACAAUGGAAAUUGAAGAACGGGAUAAAGGCUGUAACAGUCAAAGAAGCAGAAAUGUUGGAUAAUGAAUGGCAAUUUCUCAAUCGAAUAUGUCGACGCAUUGAAGGUGGGGAGUCCACGGUUGCCGUACAAUUCUGUAUAUUAAACAAUAAACUACUUCAGAGCAUCAUAUCGUCCUUGGAAUCUCAACUCAAGCUACCAGAGAGCUUUGACAAUGCUGACAAGGCGAAGUGGUAUAACAAAUGCUUGGAGAACAUACGGUUAAGAACACGAAAGCUAUUACGUUUUACUAGAUAUUUGAUUGAACAACUAGAAAACGCUUCAGAAUACUACAUCGAAGACGAACGCUACCCUGCGUUUAUUGAAUCUCUCAGACAAUCGAAUCAUGUGCUUAUUGCUUCGGAGAACACGGAAAGCAGUGAAUUCACCAUUGUAGCCACGCCAUCACUUGCCGAGCAACCAGAGAGGAUAAUGCAAAUGUUGAGAUCAAUCCUCGCUCCGACUAAUCACGAGAAACCGAAUAUUCACGAUAGGCGGAAUGCUUACGAUAGGCGGAAUGCUUACGACGACGAAAACGAACCAGACGAAUACGAAUACGUUCUUGUUCUCUCUCCACCAAUGGCCUUUGAAUGGACAGGUCAAUUCAUACAAACUUCGAUGGUUAAUCUAGAUUUCCCUGAUUUUAAGAGAUAUCGGACACGCCUAGUCGCAGACGGUGCAUCAGGCAGGUUACAGAAUUGUAAGAAGAAAUUCAGUGGAUGCGUUGAUGGACUAGAAAUGAAAUGUGUUUUAGAGACAAGAGCCAAUGUAUGUAAUGUAAAUAGAGAAUUAACGAAAGUUAAAAAGACAGCACUUAGGUUCGUCAAUAUCCUCAUCGACAGCGUGGGUAGCAUUCGAAAGAGUAUCGAAGGAGUACAAGAUCAAGACUUGAUUGAGAAUUGCUUUGGGUUUGCCACAGAGGUAGGAUCACAAUGCCUCAGAUACAUGCAUCGAGAUCAAGUGCGAGUCGAUCUAAACGAAAAACUGACCAAAUUGGCUACCGAAUGGGUUAGUUUUAUAUGCGAUGAUUGUAUACCGACCGAUCGUAAGACAUAUCGAUGGGCAGUGAAUGCAUUAGAGUUUGCUAUGACUACCAAUAGAGGAAAUAAUAUUCUGGGAUUAUCAGAGGAAGAGUUUGAGAAAUUAAAAGAAAAAGUCUCAUUGUGUAUGAGAUUGUUGGUUCAACACGUGGAUAUCGGCGGUGCUAAAUCGACACGAGAAGCACAGGAGAGAGAGCAAGUAGAGGUAGCUGGAGUGUUAGCAGACAGGAAAAAGAAGAACACUGCUGGUAAUUCUAGCAACAAGGCAACCGAUUCGCUGACACUUCGACAAGAGAUGAUGAGUGCAUUACGUGAACUAGAAACAAGGAGAUUACAGUCGCAAAUGGAGAAUCGAUUGAUAGGAAAGGUGCUAGAUGACAAUCAGCCUGAGUAUAGACCACUGGUAUUUCUUGCGUCGUCAAGUUCCAACAUAUCACUCAGAUGGCAGCAAGGCAAGUUUCUUGGUGCUGGUACGUUCGGAUCCGUAUAUUUGGCUGUGAAUCUGGACUCGGGAGAGUUGAUGGCUGUCAAAGAGAUAAGAUUUCCCGACCCGUCAUCUCUAACGACAUUGUACAAGUCUGUUAAGGAGGAAAUGUCAGUUAUGGAAAAGCUCAAUCAUCCCAACAUAGUAUCGUAUUAUGGAAUUGAAGUACAUCGUGAUAAGGUGUAUAUAUUUAUGGAAUAUUGUCAAGGCGGAUCUCUUAGCAGUCUGCUAGAUCAUGGGCGCAUUGAAAAUGAGACUGUGAUACAGUGUUAUACAUAUCAGAUGUUGAAAGGGAUAUCAUAUUUACAUGACAGUGAUGUUAUACAUCGAGAUGUUAAGCCAGAUAAUAUCCUCCUUGAUCAUGCGGGAGUUAUUAAAUUUGUGGAUUUUGGAGCUGCCAAGAUACUCGCCAAGAAUCAAAAGACGAUGGGUAGGACGACCAUGGGAAUACGUACUGGUGCAAAUAGCCUAACGGGAACGCCGAUGUACAUGGCACCAGAAAUAAUUACUGGGGGAGAGAAAGGUCGGAAAGGUUCAAUGGACAUUUGGUCUCUGGGUUGCUGUGUUUUGGAAAUGGCAACUGGACGUCGACCAUGGCAUAAUCUCGACAAUGAAUGGGCAGUGAUGUAUCACGUGGUCACGGGACAUCCUCCUCUUCCAGACCCGUCUCAAUUGUCUGAAAAGGGGAUAGACUUUCUCAAACAGUGCUUCAUUCAGUCGGCAGUUGUCCGUCCAACAGCAAAGGAGCUUCUCCAACACUCAUGGAUAAGAGAGUUUUCUGACGUAUUCGAACCUAUCAAUGGGAACGGAGAAAAUAACAGUUACAAUACUAGUUCAACCGAAGACGCGGCGCUAUCCGAAACUUCAAUGAUCAGUGUGGAGAGUGAGGCAGGGUUAGGAAAUGUGCAUAAUGGGGGAAACGAAGCAAACUUGAACGUGGUGAGCGAGAUGGCGUCGGAAGAAAUACGAAAAGUAGAUGAAACGACAAGUAAACCGUUGAAUGGAAUAAGUGGUGAUGUGAUAUCAUUUAAUUAA
Messenger RNA from Paraglomus brasilianum, 5958 nucleotides. NCBI's taxonomy places the organism in Eukaryota, Fungi, Glomeromycota, Glomeromycetes, Paraglomerales, Paraglomeraceae. The record is from the annotation of a GenBank genome assembly.